UCUUCCUAUCGAUUUCCCCCAAAGCCCGCAACUGAAUUCACUGCAUACAAUCAGAACUAAGUAUUUGUCGUUCUAGCGUGUUAUUAUUACAGUUUUUUAGUGUUAGGCACUUAAAUUAAGUAACAAAUACCCCUCAAUAUUCUUAACUUGUUAAAUAUACUAACGGUGUUUUGAAGACGUAGAUGUAAUAUAGGUUAAGUUGUUAUUGCCAAGUUGAACUGUCAGAAACUGGUGUGAUAAGGUCACGAUAAGGUUAUAAACAUGGAAAAUUCUAUGGGAAGUGGACUGCAUCGACGGCAUUUUAUAAGCAACCAUGUAGAUGACAUCCCCAUGGACACAAUUCGUCUAGUCUCCCCUAUAAACAGGUUUGCGAUAUUGCAAGGGAAUUUCAGCAAUGACGAGAAUGAUUAUCCCGAAAAACCCUACAAAUUAAGGACAAAGCUACUAAUAUCAGGAUUAGUGAUUCUGAUAUUGGUGUCGGCUUUGAGCGGGUAUCUGAUCGGCAAAGCAGACUACAAUGCGUGGAAGUUAGCCGAGCCGCCAGAUCCAGUGUAUCCUUUGCCACCGUCGCCAUCUUGGCUCCACACCUUCAAGAGGGCGGCGGUCUGCACAGACGCUCCUCAAUGCUCAGAAAUAGGAAGACACAUUCUCUCAAUAAAUGGGUCGGCGGUGGACGCGACGAUCGCCGCCAUGUUCUGCAACGGCCUCCACAACCAGCAGAGCAUGGGGCUCGGCGGAGGGUUCUUCAUGACGGUCUACAUCAAGGAGGAGGAGAAAGCCUACACUGUGAUAGCUAGGGAGAAGGCACCAGCUGCUGCUUCGAAGGACAUGUUCAAUGGGAACUUCGAUAAAGCAUCUAAAGGUCCUCUCUCCGUGGGUGUGCCUGGUGAACUGCGGGGUAUGUGGGCUGCCCACAAACGCUGGGGCAAGCUGCCCUGGGAAAGCCUCGUGAAACCCACGCUAGAUUUCUGCAAAUACGGUUUCACUAUGUCCAAAGCCUUGCACGAUGGCUUGGAACUCAAUCCGUAUGUCAAAAACGAUCCUCAUUUAAGGAAGAUGUACUACAACUCUUCAAAGGACAAGUUCCAUAGGCCGGGCACGCUGGUCAAACCCUCGGAGGCUUUAUGCAACACGCUCAGAAUCAUCGCCGAGAAGGGAGGAGACGAGCUUUACAACGGAACUCUUGCCAUUGACUUCUUGGAGGACCUCGACCGAGUCGGCAGCAUCAUCACGGCUGAAGACCUUAGGAACUACCAACCGAAAAUCACAGAUCCAAUAGCAGUUCCUCUCAGCAACGGCGAUAUCCUCUACACACCUCCGCCUCCAAGCAGCGGCGCUAUCCUCGUCAACAUCCUGAACACCCUCAGCGGGUACAACUUCACAGCGGACAGCAUCAACGGCACGGAUAACACCAUACUGACCUAUCACAGGACGUUAGAAGCCUUCAAGUAUGCCUACGCAGCAAGGACCAAGUUGGGAGAUGUCGAUUUCUUGGAUUUGAAUGAGUUCCUCAAAAACAUAACAGCGCCAGAACACGGCGUAGAGAUCAGACUGAGGAUCAACGACACCACAACCAGCAACGACACCAGUUACUACGGCGCUAAGGAGUACAACAAGGCGGAUUCAGGAACCGCUCACAUCUCGGUCAUCGCUGAUAACGGCGACGCGGUGUCCAUGACCAGCUCUAUUAACUUUUACUUUGGAGCAGGCUUCACCACCCUCAACACGGGUAUAGUCAUGAACAACGUAAUGGACGACUUCUCAUCGCCCGGCUUCGCGAACUACUUCGGCGUGAAGCCCUCUGAAGCGAACUUCAUCGCGCCAGGCAAGAGGCCGCUGUCCUCAAUGAGCCCCAGCAUCAUCGUGGAUAGGCACACCAACGCGAAGCUUGUCAUUGGCGCUUCUGGUGGGACUAAGAUUGUGACGGCUAUUGCUCUGGUAACAAUGCGCAAAUUAUGGUUCGGUCAGACGAUCAAGCAGGCUGUGGAUGAAGCCCGCAUACACCACCAGAUAUUCCCUAUGAACGCACAAUAUGAAUUUGGAAUAACUGAGGACGUAGUGCAAGGUCUACGUGCAAAAGGACACGGCAUGGAGCGGUACCGUGGCAGGGGAUCCAUCAUUUGCGCCCUCUAUCGGAACAAAACUGCGAUCUACGCAAACGCUGACUUCAGGAAAGGUGGCGAUGUAGCUGGCAUGGAUUAAAACUACCCUACUACUGGAUGUAGCCACUGCACUGCGUUUUGAAAUACAGUAUGACAAGGAUCUUUUGGCACUUGAAUGUCAUUGACAGGGGGGCAUAGUUGUAGAACAAAGACUGCCAGCAA
Messenger RNA from Maniola jurtina (meadow brown), 2324 nucleotides. Its product is annotated as glutathione hydrolase 1 proenzyme-like. NCBI's taxonomy places the organism in Eukaryota, Metazoa, Arthropoda, Insecta, Lepidoptera, Nymphalidae. The transcript is spliced from 10 exons. Gene Ontology annotation, biological process: glutathione catabolic process. Gene Ontology annotation, molecular function: glutathione gamma-glutamate hydrolase. The record is from RefSeq and is a predicted model, not a curated record. Bases 262 to 2202 code for a protein of 646 amino acids. Gene Ontology annotation, cellular component: plasma membrane.